AAAAGGAAAAGAAGACGCUAAAAAACAAAAGUAAAUUAAUUACGAUGAUCAACAAAGAAGCGCUCCCACCUAACUAGCGCUUUUAAUUCUGUACUCUCGCCUCUCUCUCUACACUCUUCUCCGCUCUCCGAAUCCGAAGCCGCAGAAAAGCUUGGCCGAAAAAGCCGCACAACUACACGCAUUUCUAGAGAGAGAAAGAGGAGCGAGAAGGAAAAAAAACGGUUAUGGAGUCAACACUGCUUUCGGUUGGUGCUUCUACAAUGUCGAUUGCGGCACUCUCCAGGUCUCUCAAUUCCCAUUCUACCCCUAUCAUCGCCCACCUCCACCGCCGCUUCUCCACCACUCUCCCGAGUCAAAUCGCUCUCCUCCAACUCAGUCGGCGCGUCGAGCUGAGACGGUUCGGGCCGGGUCAUUUGGUUCGGGGACAUGACUCUGUGGACCUGCGCCGGAACCGGUUGCAGUUUUCUGUGAGGUCUGCGUCGUCCGGCGGCGGAGGGUUUGAUGGCAUCGAUGGCGGUGCCGGUGGAGGUGGCGGCGGCGGAGAUGGCGCGGCUGAAGGCGGCGACGCUAAGGCAAGCGCCGUGACUUCCGGGGCUGCGGGUGCUUCUCCAUUGAGUUCUGAAGUAAUCAUUCUCGAUGUUGGAGGGAUGACAUGUGGGGGAUGCGCAGCAAGCGUGAAAAGAAUUUUAGAAAGUCAACCGCAGGUCUCUUCAGCUAGUGUAAAUCUCACUACCGAGACAGCAAUUGUAUGGCCUUCAUCUGAAGCCAAGGUUGUACCUAACUGGCGAGAGGAUAUAGGAGAGGCCCUCGCGAAGCAUUUGACUAAUUGCGGUUUCAAAUCCAAUCUCAGAGAUUUAAGAAGGGUGAACUUCUACGAGAAUUUUGAGAAGAAAAUAAAUGAGAAGCGUGAGCUGCUAAAGAAAAGUGGUCGUGGACUUAUUGUUUCUUGGACUCUCUGUGCUGUGUGCAUCUUUGGCCAUCUCUCUCAUUUCGUUGGAGCCAAGGCUGCAUGGAUCCAUGCAUUGCACUCCACAGGAUUCCAUGUGUCUUUGUCUCUCUUUACAUUGCUUGGCCCCGGCCGCCAACUUAUUGUGGAUGGUAUGAAAAGUCUUCUCAGAGGGGCCCCAAACAUGAAUACUUUGGUUGGCCUUGGGGCUUUAUCAUCCUUUGCUGUCAGUUCCUUGGCAGCCUUAAUGCCAAAACUGGGAUGGAAAAUGUUCUUUGAAGAACCGGUUAUGUUGAUAGCGUUUGUCUUACUUGGGAGAAAUCUAGAACAGAGAGCCAAGAUAAGAGCAACCAGUGAUAUGACUGGCCUUCUCAGUAUUUUGCCAUCAAAAGCUCGUCUGUUGAUUAAUGGCAAUGCAGAAGAAUUGAGCUCAACUGUUGAAGUACCUUCAAGCAGUCUCAUUGUAGGAGAUCAAAUCAUUGUCCUGCCUGGUGACCGUAUUCCAGCUGAUGGAAUCGUUAAAGCAGGCAGGAGCAGUGUUGACGAGUCAAGUUUUACAGGGGAGCCUCUACCUGUCACUAAAUUACCCGGGGCUGAAGUGGCAGCUGGAAGCAUAAACCUAAAUGGAAAAAUCACAAUCGAGGUGCGGAGGCCAGGUGGUGAGACUGCAAUUGGGGACAUUGUUCGGAUGGUUGAAGAUGCACAGACUAGGGAAGCUCCUGUACAACGGUUGGCUGACAAGGUUGCUGGUCAUUUUACUUAUGGGGUAAUGGCCCUUUCCGCUGCCACAUUUAUGUUCUGGAAUCUUUUUGGUUCACGAAUUCUUCCAGCUGCUAUUCACCAAGGAAGUUCGAUGUCAUUGGCGUUGCAACUUUCCUGUAGUGUUCUGGUUGUUGCAUGUCCUUGUGCACUUGGGCUAGCAACACCUACAGCUGUGCUGGUCGGAACUUCACUUGGUGCCACAAGAGGACUGCUUUUGCGCGGUGGAAGUAUCUUGGAAAAAUUUUCAACAGUUAACACAAUUGUAUUUGACAAAACAGGGACAUUAACGAUUGGAAAACCUACUGUGACUAAAGUAGUGAUACAAGGGGGGCAAAAAUAUGCAAAUUCAGAAUUAGAUUCAAAUUCAAGACAUAACUGGUCUGAAGUUGAAGUUCUGCAGUUAGCAGCUGGAGUAGAAUCUAGUACAAUUCAUCCAAUUGGAAAAGCAAUUGUGAAUGCUGCAAAGGCUCUGAAUUGUCCAAAUGUGAAGGUAACUGAAGGAACAUUUACCGAGGAACCUGGGUCUGGCGCGGUAGCAACUGUUGAUGAAAAAAAGGUAGCAGUUGGUACACUGGAGUGGGUUCAGAGGCAUGGGGUAGUCGGCGACAGUCCAUUCCAAGAAGCUGAGGAGUUUAAGAAUCAAUCAGUUGUGUAUGUUGGAGUUGAUGGUGUUCUUGCCGGAGUAGUUUACGUUGAGGACCAAAUCAGAGAAGAUGCCAAGCAUGUUAUAGAAUCAUUGACUCGUCAAGGGAUCAAUACUUAUUUGCUUUCUGGUGACAAGAAAAGUGCCGCCGAAUAUGUUGCAUCUGCUGUUGGUAUUCCGAGGGAAAGGGUGCUGCAUGGAGUCAAACCUGAUGAAAAGAAGAACUUCAUAAUCCGACUUCAGGAUGGUCAGAACGUUGUAGCUAUGGUUGGUGAUGGAAUCAAUGAUGCAGCUGCCCUGGCUUCGUCGCAUGUAGGUAUUGCCAUUGGUGGAGGUGUUGGGGCUGCUAGUGAGGUAUCUUCGAUUGUUCUAAUGCAGAACAGGUUGUCCCAGUUACUCGACGCACUGGAGCUUAGUAGACUUACCAUGAAGACCGUAAAGCAAAACCUAUGGUGGGCCUUUGCAUACAAUAUCGUCGGACUUCCAGUAGCAGCUGGAACAUUGCUGCCUGUGACCGGAACCAUGCUGUCACCUUCACUUGCCGGUGCACUAAUGGGUUUCAGCUCUAUUGGAGUAAUGUCCAACUCAUUACUUUUGAGACUCAAGUUUAAAUCGAUCGAGAAAGAUAUAUUUAAAACAUCACCAUUGAACAUCAAAUCCCCUUCAGACGUUGAAAAAGAUAGUGGGAGUGAAAGUGAGAAAUUGCAGCAGCCAUAUUCACCUGCUAGAUAACGCCUUGUCAGCAUCAAUAUUAUACGGCUGACUGAAAUAAUUUGUUCACGAGAUUAACACGAGAUGGUGGGUGAGGCAGAAACACGUAAUCUUAGGCAGUGAGAAGAGAAACCGUUUGGUGUAUCCGAUUCCUCUAAAUACUUUUGCUCGAAUCUACCUAAAGUUCAAGAACAUGAUGAACAUCAAACAACUUGUCGAAUUUCCGCUGAUGGAUGAGAAGUUAGUCGAAAUGGUUUUGUUAUUGGCUUGUAUGUACAUUUGGAGUUGAAUAUUUUGCAUUUAUAAUAUUUUGCAAUAUAAGUCGUUUGACAGUUUGCUCAUGGUGCAUUUUGAAAAAGAAUUUUUUGUA
Molecule: messenger RNA, 3432 nt
Organism: Erythranthe guttata (spotted monkey flower)
Lineage: Eukaryota; Viridiplantae; Streptophyta; Magnoliopsida; Lamiales; Phrymaceae
Gene: PAA1
Product: P-type ATP-ase 1
Biological process (GO): copper ion homeostasis; monoatomic cation transport
Cellular component (GO): membrane
Molecular function (GO): ATP hydrolysis activity; copper ion binding; ATP binding
Source: RefSeq, a predicted model, not a curated record